GAAAAAGUUUAACCAAAUUCAUUAUCAGAAGUAUUCAGACUUCAACUGAACUGCAUAGAACCAAUAAAUCAGAGACAGAAGUCGUGUGACGUGGCAUGAAUGGAGGCGGGGAGACAAGACGGGAGAAUGAUGGACGGCGGGGCAGAGGGAAGCUGGUGUUGGUGGAGGCGGUCGUAAGAGGUCACGGGUGAUCAAUGUGAGGGUUAGGAUGGUCGUUGAGGAUUAUGGCGCGUCCUGGGAGGUUAUGGUGAUGGCUGAAAGGGUCCUUGCAAGUUAUGGGGGAGGUGAGAGAGUCUUGCAGUGUUACACUAACUAGGAUGGAGUCCACUGAGGAAUUGCGGGGAGAGAUGGAUGGCCUGCUGAGCACUGAUCUGGCUUUGAUAUUGCGGUACCUAUUAACCAGUCCAUUGAAGCUCUGUCGGAAUAUACCUGUGGAGACAGACGGCUGGUCCGUUACACCAUGCUUUGUCUUCUUCAUGCUGGAGACCAUGAGUCCAAGAAAUACAGUGGUUGCAUCUUGGUAAUUUUGUGUGUUUCUUAUGCAUGCGAGUGUAAGAAACAGUGCAUAUGAUUUUGCACAUUCAUUGUUUUAUAUGAGACUUGAAAGUACAACAGCUCAUCUCCAAUAAACAUCUCAUCACAGUUCACUCAUAUGGGUUAUUGAUCAAGUAUCCUGAUGUCACCACGAGACGCCACACCAAUAAAAGGGCAUUGCCAUUCCCUGAGGCCCUUUCUGAUCAUCUUUUGCUUUGCAAAACAAACAAUAGACUGAAAAAAAUAGUUACAAAACAUAUUGUGGACAUACUUCCGUAAGGGUUGGCGUCUUGCACUGCACACCGGUGGGCGUGGCUAAGAGGCGCCUGGGAGGAGUUCGGAGCCAGCCUGGACUCAGUAGCUGGUGGGUGUUCGGGACGUGUGCGUCCAGAGUGGCGUGGUGCUGGUCUCGUCUGCCAGUCCUCUGGCGGUACAGCCCAUGAAGGCAUAAAUAUUAUUACGUAAAGGAAGGUGAAUGUAGCGCAUCAUACAUACACUGAAUUACAUUGUUCGUUUACAAACUGUCACACAAACUUUCUGCAGCUUGUGAGUCGCGAGGAAGUUUUGGAAGUAUGAUCCGGCUGCUCUGCAACGUUUUUCUGCUGGCAAGUGUGGCAUCAGCACACUCCCAGCAAGACUUGCUGGACCGCUACAUGUACGAGCAGCAAGCGGCGGAGGAGCAAAACCAGGACGAGGAGGGACACGUGGGGUCAGAGACAUUGCUGCCUUCCUUCACCGCCGCAAGCCAGCACUUCUCGGUGGAGGUGGGCGGGGACAUUACCUUCCCGUGCCAGGUGAAGAACCAAGGAAGCCAUGUGUUAAUGUUCAAACAUGCUCUGCCCAACGGUGAACAUCGAAUGCUCUUCGUAGGAAACAUGGCUCUGAAGCCCUCGAAAAGACUGAUCAAAAGCGGGAACUCCUUCACCUUGCGCGGAGUACGAAGAAGUCACGCCGGCAAGUACGUGUGUCGCAUCGAGACGUCCCCGGCCAUCGAGCUGAUACACACCCUGGACGUGCAGUACCCUGCCACGGUAAGGAGGGUCAGCCCGGCCGUGCAGCAAGUCGUGCAAGGAUCGAGCGUAACCCUAGAGUGCCAAGCUGAUGGCAAUCCCCCAGCCGCCAUCAGCUGGAGCCGCCAGCAGGGUCACCUUCCCUCUGGGGCCCAAGCCGUAGAGGGCCUGAGUCUCACUCUAGAGGGCGUUGACCGGCAUGUGGAGGGAACCUACGUGUGCACGGCCUCUAACGGCGUGGGCCAACCCUCGGCCACCACCAUGGCCAUCGAGGUGCAGUACCCGCCGGACGUCAUCACGGAGGAGGCCAUCCUGCACACUGGUGAGGGUGACGAGGCGUCCCUGACGUGUGUGGUCCACGGCCGCCCUACACCCACCAUCACCUGGACCAAGGAAGACAACCCCGUGAUCCUUGACUCUCACGUGUCCUACCACCACAGCCUGCACCGCCACACCCUCACCAUCUCCACCGUCAGCCAGAACGACUUUGGGGACUACUCCUGCACCGCCAAGAACGCCCUGGGCAGCAUCAAGAAAACUCUCAGACUUACUGGAGUCCCCAAAGUACCAAGAAUCACGAGCAGCCCAGCAGGAGCAGACCGUACCUCAUACACCAUAGCCUGGCGGACUGAGAGCCACACGCCCAUUGUCAUGUACCGCCUGCAGUACCGCAUCUUUAUGGGAUACCCGCAUGACCAGUCUGAAAACCAGUGGAGCGUCAGCCUGCACUCUGCGCAGGCCACUGGGCGAGGGUCUUCCGGGCCCGAGCAGUACAUGAGCCACACCCUGCAAGGUCUUCACCCCUCCACAGACUACGAACUGACUGUCGCAGUGGAGAACAAAUUUGGAUGGUCCGCAAGAUCUGAAGUAUUUCGUUUCUAUACAAAGAAAGACAUGGGUAUGGGCCAUGCAGCGGGAAAGAGCAGCGCCAUCUCUGCUUCACAACUCAUCGUGUUUCUUCUGGCGGUGUUUUCAUCCUUAACUGCCCACUGCCUCUGAAUACUCAGGUAACUAACUUAUAAUUCCGUUUCUACCAUUGCCGUUUAGAAGAGGUAGAAGACAGAAGAAGCAGAAGAGGGAUUCACAUCAUUUUUUUUUUUCAUAUCUAACAAACAACUAAAGGCACUAAAACACUUUUGUUCCAGUAAUGAAGUAAUGAGGAAUAGAAGUGUCUACAGAGGUACAGGUCAACACAAUUUUGUCGUCUUCAAAACAAAAGUACAUUUUACGUUGUGACAUU
Messenger RNA from Scylla paramamosain (green mud crab), 2784 nucleotides. Its product is annotated as protein amalgam-like. Gene Ontology annotation, cellular component: neuronal cell body; axon; plasma membrane. The record is from RefSeq and is a predicted model, not a curated record. Gene Ontology annotation, biological process: homophilic cell-cell adhesion; synapse organization. The coding region runs from base 1107 to 2543 and encodes 478 amino acids. The transcript has 10 exons. NCBI's taxonomy places the organism in Eukaryota, Metazoa, Arthropoda, Malacostraca, Decapoda, Portunidae. Gene Ontology annotation, molecular function: acid phosphatase activity; metal ion binding; axon guidance receptor activity.